Molecule: messenger RNA, 711 nt
Organism: Letharia columbiana
Lineage: Eukaryota; Fungi; Ascomycota; Lecanoromycetes; Lecanorales; Parmeliaceae
Exons: 2
Coding region: 1-711 (236 amino acids)
Cellular component (GO): membrane
Molecular function (GO): transferase activity, transferring alkyl or aryl (other than methyl) groups
Source: RefSeq, a predicted model, not a curated record
AUGAGGCUCGCAAAUGCCUGUCGUUCAGCUUGGUACCAUGGUAAAACCUUGUGGCUUUUCACGGCCAGCGAUAUCAAGUCAAUCGUGAUUCCCACCAUGGCUUUUGGCUUAUUCAGUACGCUGUCCGGCCCAGUCCUUGGAUUCGAGGACGUAAAUCCUCUGUAUCUUGUUGGGAGAUCCAUGAUCCUCUUCUGGUGGGCGUGGAUGAAUCUGCUGCUCCUUUGUAUCAACAACCAAAGAAAAGCCGAGGACAUCCAAGAAGACCGUGUUAACAAAGCCUGGCGGCCUCUUCCCUCGGAUCGUCUCACAAUUUCGCAAGCUGAAAAGCUUCUGUGGGGCGCUGUACCGGUGAUUGGCCUCAUUACUCUCUGCACAGGAGGGUUUCCUUCAAUACAAGAUCUGCGCGACCAAGCAGGAGAUAGUCUGCGAGGACGACCGACGCUGCCGAUCAGCAUAGGAGACGGGAAUGCCAGGUGGACAGUCAUCGUCCCAAUCCUCUUCUGGUCGACGUUUCCUCCAUUUUUCUGGCGGCUGGAUGUUGGUGGGUACGGUCUGACUGUGCUCAUCGGGGCAUUCACCAUUGGUCGAUUAUGCUUCUUGAGGACGUCUGAAGGAGACAGAACCACGUUCAAGAUUUGGAGCUUGUGGCUUGUCUCUAUAUACUCGCUGCCGUUAAUAAAAAUGUAUUAUACAAGGAGAGAGCAUCUAUGA